GGAGGACUCGUGGCAUUUACAAAGUAGGACUUGUUCGGGCCCCUGCCUUCACACUCGUCGAAAGGUUCUUUUGAAGAUUCAUUUGUCGAUCGGCAUCAGGCAGCCAAAUCUCAUUAAUAAAAAAAACGACAAGAUGGCUUCGACCGAGGCUUCCAAGGCUCCAAUCAAGGUAUACGGUACCUUCAGUAAGAUGCCUGCUAUUUCAGAAGGCGCUCGUGUCGAGAAACGCCCUCUAACCAGGCGCCAGCCUCCAGCAUCAUCCAAAUCUCGCAUCAUAUACGUGUCUUCAAGGACACCAUUCAUGGCUGUGGUCAAACGCGCCCGUAAACAGCUUGACGACUCACUCAAGACCACCGACGCAGCACCCAAGUACGCGUCCCUACAUUCGCGUGUCGAGGCGCUGCAGCGAAAUAGCGGUGGAGAUGCAGACAGUGCUUCCGUGACACUCGCAGGAACGGGUAGAGCUAUUGAGAAGAUCCUCGCGGUCGCGAGUUGGUUUGAACAGGAGGGAGACUGUGAGGUGGAGAUCACAACAGGAACCAUCGGAGCCGUGGACGAUGUGGUCGCCAGUGGAGACGAGGAGGAUCAGAGUCGCCUGAGGAAGCUCAGUUGUCUGGAACUCCGGAUUAAGCUCAAGUGAGAUAGGUCCGUAGGCACGGCGAUAAGGGUUCAGGGACACGGCAGCAAGACUGUGUUGCAUCAGAUCUACAAGAGCAAAGUCCACGGCGUCCGAGUCGGAAUGCGCGGGUAUGCAUAACGGCCA
Messenger RNA from Fusarium oxysporum Fo47, 763 nucleotides. RefSeq names its product ribonuclease P/MRP protein subunit POP7. Gene Ontology annotation, cellular component: nucleolar ribonuclease P complex; ribonuclease MRP complex. The record is from RefSeq and is a predicted model, not a curated record. Gene Ontology annotation, biological process: tRNA 5'-leader removal; rRNA processing; nuclear-transcribed mRNA catabolic process, RNase MRP-dependent. Bases 134 to 640 code for a protein of 168 amino acids. Lineage: Eukaryota; Fungi; Ascomycota; Sordariomycetes; Hypocreales; Nectriaceae. The transcript is spliced from 3 exons. Gene Ontology annotation, molecular function: RNA binding.